GUCGGCUGGCAGUCAGGCAGUCAGUCGGGCAGUCAGGCAGGCAGACAGGUGACGGCCACAGUCAAGCUGCUGCCUCCUAUGUGAAAAGAAGCGGUGACAAGAGGGACUGUGUAUAACCGUGAAGGAGUCCGAGCACACCAAGAUCACAGAGAGACAGAGACACACACUCCGAGUCCAUCGCUUCUUUUAGCAGAGGCUCAGCGGACGCAGAUAUGGCGAACAUCGCGGUGCAGCGAAUCAAGCGCGAGUUCAAAGAAGUUCUCAAAAGCGAAGAGACAAGUAAAAAUCAGAUAAAAGUAGAUUUGGUUGAUGAGAACUUCACAGAACUGAGAGGAGAGAUAGCAGGUCCACCAGAUACACCAUAUGAAGGCGGCAGGUAUCAGCUUGAAAUAAAAAUCCCAGAAACGUAUCCCUUUAACCCACCAAAGGUUCGAUUCAUCACUAAGAUCUGGCACCCAAACAUCAGUUCUGUGACGGGAGCGAUAUGUCUGGAUAUUUUAAAAGAUCAGUGGGCAGCGGCCAUGACACUGCGGACGGUGCUAUUAUCUCUACAGGCUCUCCUCGCUGCAGCUGAACCUGACGACCCACAGGAUGCAGUAGUAGCCAAUCAGUAUAAGCAGAAUCCAGAAAUGUUCAAACAGACUGCAACGCUUUGGUCUCAUGUCUACGCUGGCGCUCCUGGCUCUAGUCUUGACUACACACGUAAAAUAGACAAACUCUGUGCCAUGGGCUUCGAUAAGAAUGCAGUAAUAGCAGCAUUGUCUUCAAAAUCCUGGGACGUGGAAACGGCAACAGAGCUGCUCCUCAGCAACUGAGACGCAGCCCAGGUGUGAGGAUCCCAAACCGACUCCCUCCAUCACAGCAUCAGCUCCUCACCACCACAUUCCACCAAACUGCCUUCUGUUCACCACGGCAGUCCACUGAGCCUUGUCCAAUAACAAGUCUGUUUGCUACAACCUCCACACCUGCAGCACCACAGGCUGCAGUAUGCACAGCAUAGAACUCUGACUACGGUUUGAGGCCCUGAAAAGUUUUUAACCCACCUGUCCAAUAAUGUUUAAUGCCCUUUUAUUGCAUUGGCUCUGACACUUUUCUUCCCAGAAAUUGCAGGAGUUUAACUGCAACACCGUUGCAAAAAACAAAGUCAAAAAACUGCCACCGCUCAUCAAGUGUUAAAGGAAUCAUGUAAAAAUCCUGCUCACUGCUCUCAUAGAAAGUCAAGUUCCACUCUCUCAGCUAAAGGCUGGACCUUAUAUUUGCAUUUUUUUCCUUUCAGACAUUUAUUUCUGUAAAUGUCUUGCUGGACUUUGACACACUUGAUUGAUUCUUGUCCUGCAUGAGCAGUGUCAGAUUUUUGUUGUAUCUCUCAAAACUUUUCGGAACGCUCCAGUUGUCUGGAGGAAGUUUGGAUUUUCAUACCUUUCCUUUUUUUUCUGCCAAAAGGUUCAUCGGCAUCCUGCGACGACUGGGCACAUACACAGAGGGUCACUGUAAAUAGAUGCGUGUACAUUUGAAAAUACAAUGGGGAUAUACUUUUUUCUUACAUGGCACUGUACAAAUUAUUUUAAAUAUAAAAAAAAAACAAUGCCUAGUUUACAGUUAUACCGAAGAGAUACCUUUUAUGCUUUUGCACCAUAGGAAACCCCUCUGACUGUUUUUCCCACUUAUUUUCCCUUUUGAAAUUGUUUAAAAACGGCACAGCCAAAAAUACUGGCCUAAGCGGUUGAGGAGUAUGCGGCCAGCUCAGGCCAACAUGAGGUCGUCACGUCUCAGAAUUGUUGCUGAACUACAAUCCUAACCUUCUCACAUGUCCUUCAUUGUUCCUGCAUGUCCUCCGCUGCCUUUAGGUUGUUCUGGUGAAGUUGGACAAACUCUUCUUACUGACAACAGAAAAGAAAACGUUUUUUUAGCAAUUUUUUUUAGCAAUUUGAAGGAAAGUUCUACUCUGAUUUGAACAGAUUUCAUUUGGCAUGCGUCGAGAAUAUUGGCGUGUCCGAACGGGUCAGUGUUUUUUUCUAUUCUUUUAUUUUCAAAAGUCAGUUUUGAAACAUUAGCAUCAAUUAGGAGAGCAUCUAUCCUGGAGGGUAUUUUCUUUAGUUUUUUUUAAAUAUUCAGCAGUCACUCCAUCUAGUCUCAGGCCAUGUAUAAGGACUGUACAGUGUUAAAGAAAAGUCUACACACGUUUUUUGAAAUGUAAAUCCCUGACACCAAAAUAUUUAAUUUCAGAGAUUAAUCUCCCUUAAAGGAGACCUCUGCGUCUUUACAUUUACUUGAAAACAAACUGAAGUUGGUGGGAAAUAAACCAAAAUGAACAGCACAUCUUGACUUUGCACUAUGUACCCACUUCUCAACACGAGCUCCCCAAAAUUUCAAAGUAUCACAGUUCUCCACAGGUCACUGAUCUUUGUUGGAUUCAGAAUUACAGGUUUGGUGUUAUACCCAUGAGAGGCAGAAAGAGCCUAUAAAUCAUGUGAUUGGUUAUUUACAAACACAUAAUUGGUCAGAAUACAAAUGGAGAUAUUUAGAUGAGUAUUAUCCUGUUGGCAGUUUUUAAAAGAAGUACCAAAUAUGUAGACUUUUUAUAUGCACUGCAAGCAGCUGACAUCAGAAAAUCCCAAGACAUGACUUUACUGCAAAGCUCAACUACAAUGUCUUGUUGAAGAGGCUGGAACUCCUGUUACUCUGUGAAGCAGAUAGUAACUGCAGUGAUUCUAUCCUGAAGGACAAAGCUGUAAAUGCUGCUUCAAUUUUAAAGAAGUGUGGUGUUGACGUUUCAAAGACCGCAGCUCAAGUCUCUUCCAGACCCUCGAGCAGAACGACAAAGUUAUCAAGCAAUCUUUACAUCCCAGUGAAUUUCCACUGACAAAAUAAUCAAAAAGUGCACUCAAAGGGUCAAGCAAACUCACACAUAACCAUCGUAUUUACAUGUAAAUAGUGGAGUCCUGGAUGAAAGCGCGGUCUUGUUUCAUUGAAGUACACCGUAGAUGGCUGCAUCUAUAUUUUAAGGAAAAAAAGCCCUGCCCCAAUUUCUCCGUCUUCCUGGUGUUCCACUCUGUAAAAUGAUUGCACGAUGACAAUAUUUAAAAAAAAAAAAAA
Molecule: messenger RNA, 3096 nt
Organism: Cynoglossus semilaevis (tongue sole)
Lineage: Eukaryota; Metazoa; Chordata; Actinopteri; Pleuronectiformes; Cynoglossidae
Gene: ube2kb
Product: ubiquitin-conjugating enzyme E2Kb (UBC1 homolog, yeast)
Exons: 7
Coding region: 213-815 (200 amino acids)
Molecular function (GO): protein binding
Source: RefSeq, a predicted model, not a curated record